AUGACCCAUCUGGAUUCAAGUACCUUGGCUACAUAUAAUUCUUUGGCUGAUCCUCAUUUACAAUGUUAUUUUAGUAAUGAACGUAUUCGAUCUCAUUUAAGACAUGCUGGACUAAUUAGUCGUCGAGGUGAAAUUGUACCUGAUAGUGAAUAUCGAGUAAAAUUAGCUCGACGUGAUCAUAAAAAACAUGUUCGACAAAUGCUUGCUGAAAAUAUUGUUCAUCGAGCGAUUGAUAUGGAACGAGCACGACAAGCUGAAUUGAAGCGUCAAUUAGAUAUGGUAUCAAAAUCAGCUCUGGUGCAUAGUGUUAAAGAAUCAAGACGACGAGGUGGAUAUCCAUCUGGAAAUAUGUCAAAUUCUCCUGAUAUGGGUUUACUUUCAAUGCAUUCAUCUUGGUCACAAAAUCGACCUAAAAGUGCCAGUCAUCAUAGGGAACUUGAAACAACAAAUGAAGAAUUUGGUGAAGUAUCCCGAGUUUCUCGUGUUCAAUCAGCUCAUGUUAGUGGUGAUCGUCGUAAAAAAUAUUCAUCAAAAAGUCCUAAUCAUCGUCGUCAUCAAUAUCUUAAUCGACCAAAAACAUCAUCUGCUCCAAGAUCAUUACCAUUACACCGUUCUCGUGCAUUGACAAAACCACCAGAUUCUUCAUUAUCAACCCCUCCAUGUCGAAUAACAAUGGUUUAUUAUGGUCCACAUACAAAACUUGAGUAUGAUCGUACACUAUUCGAACCCGUUGAUGAAAUUAUUGUUAUGCAACAACAUUGUGGAGGAGAAAAUUUAAUUGUUUAUAAAGAUAAUCUCAAAGCUGGAGAUGAAUUUACAUUUAAUUCACGUCGUCAUUCAGAUUAUCCAUUUGGUUUAUCCUUAUAUGUUAAAGGAUUAAUCGAUAGUCGAAUAUCAACAUGUUGUGAAUAUAAACAUCGUCAUGGUGUAAGAUUAGGUGGAGAACAUGGUCAUUUCGCUAUUGUAUCAGUUGAAGGAUCAAAACCUUGCAUUAAAUGUCGAUUCGAAAAACAAACUCGAUUAAAACAUUAUGCUGAUUCACCAAAAGAUUUAAAUGAAAGAGAUGAUGGAAAGAAAAAACCAAUAACAAUUUCUAUACCAGCUUCAAGUGAAACUAAAACGAGACAAACACCUGUCAAAAUACCUGUUAGACAUACGUCAAAUUCGAAUGAAAAUUAUGUGGAAGAUUUCGAUGAAUCUGAUGAUACAGAAACAUCAAAACAUGACUCUUCGCGCGUAUCAAAGGAAGAUAAAAUAAAGACUGGAGCAACAGCAGCAGAUUAA
Messenger RNA from Rotaria sp. Silwood2, 1284 nucleotides. NCBI's taxonomy places the organism in Eukaryota, Metazoa, Rotifera, Eurotatoria, Philodinida, Philodinidae. The record is from the annotation of a GenBank genome assembly.